AUGGCCCUUACCGCCCAGCAGAUCGCCACGGUCAAGUCGACGGCGCCCGUGGUCAAGCAGUAUGGCAAAACCAUCACCACCACCUUCUACAAGAACAUGCUCAGCGCCCACCCAGAGCUAAAAAACUACUUUUCUCUCAAGAACCAGCAGAGCGGCGCCCAGUCCGCCGCCCUGGCCAACGCCGUCUUUGCCUACGCCGCUUAUAUUGAUGACCUGCCCAAGCUGAGCGGCGCCGUCGAGCGCAUCGCCCAGAAGCACGCCUCGCUCUUCAUCAAGCCCGACCAGUACCCGAUUGUGGGCAAGUACCUGGUCGGCGCCUUUGCAGAGGUUCUCGGCAACGCGCUGACGCCCGAGAUCGCCGAGGCCUGGAUCGCCGCCUACGGCCAGCUCGCCGACAUCUUCAUCCAGCGGGAGAAGCAGCUCUACAGCGACGCGGGCGCGUGGCAGGGCUGGCGCCCCUUCAAGAUUGCCGCCAAGGAGGUCGAGACGGACAACAUCAUCAGCGUCUACCUGGAGCCCGUCGACGGCAAGCCCCUGCCGGCCUUCCGCCCGGGCCAGUACGUCUCGCUGCAGAUCCCCCUGCCCGAGCUGGACGGGCUCCUGCAGAACCGCCAGUUCAGCCUGAGCGUCGCGCCCGAGGAGGGCAUGAGCCAGUACCGCGUGUCCGUCAAGAAGGAGGCCAUCGAGCCCUACACCACCGAGGACCUCGCCGAGGGCAGGGUCUCGGGCAUCGUCUGCAACCGCCUGCACGACCGGUACCAGGUCGGCGACGUCGUCAACGUCAGCCCGCCGCGCGGCGAGUUCUUCUUUGACGACGCCGCCGUUUCUCCCACCGCCCCCGUCGUCCUCUUGUCGGCCGGCGUCGGUGCCACGCCGCUCAUGUCCAUCCUCGACUCGAUUAUGAAGUCGUCCAAUGCCGAGAGGCCCGUCACCUGGGCGCAUGCCGCUCGUCACGCCCACUCGGUGUGCUUUGGCAAGCAUAUCCGCGACCUGGCUGCUUCCGCUCGCAACGUCCGGUCCGCCCUGUUCGUCAAGAACAUCAAGGACGUGGACGAGGAGGGCAGGCACUACGACUUUGCUGGCUCAAUGGACAUUGACAAGCUUGCCGAGGAGGGCGCCCUGUACUUGGACGACAAGACGGCAGAGUACUACCUCUGCGGCCCGGAGGAGUGGAUGAUCAAGAUGAGGGACGAGUUGACGAGCAAGGGGGUCCAUGUGGACAAGGUGCAUCUCGAGGUCUUUAGGACGGGAGAUGUCUAG
Metarhizium brunneum ARSEF 3297 is the source of this 1260-nucleotide messenger RNA. RefSeq names its product Flavohemoprotein. Gene Ontology annotation, molecular function: heme binding; FAD binding; nitric oxide dioxygenase [NAD(P)H] activity. Gene Ontology annotation, cellular component: intracellular anatomical structure. The record is from RefSeq and is a predicted model, not a curated record. Lineage: Eukaryota; Fungi; Ascomycota; Sordariomycetes; Hypocreales; Clavicipitaceae. Gene Ontology annotation, biological process: nitric oxide catabolic process; cellular response to nitrosative stress.